Molecule: messenger RNA, 1296 nt
Organism: Cyprinus carpio (common carp)
Lineage: Eukaryota; Metazoa; Chordata; Actinopteri; Cypriniformes; Cyprinidae
Gene: snrnp48
Product: small nuclear ribonucleoprotein 48 (U11/U12)
Cellular component (GO): nucleoplasm; U12-type spliceosomal complex; cytosol
Source: RefSeq, a predicted model, not a curated record
GCUUUUUCACGGUUGUGGCAACCAUAGUUCGAGGGUACGUCAUGCUACGUCAUUUCGAAGCGCCAGCGAACACACACGAAGACCAUUGCGAAACAAGAAGCUUGUUUAUGAGCGCUCCAAAUGUAAAAUGUGCGAAACAUCUUUCUCGUUGGGUCUCCAGGAGCGCAUGCGGCGUUUGCAGGAGCUCACAGAUUUCACAGAGAGCUGUCAAUCAGACCUAAAGGGUUUGUUUGAGGCGCUGGGAUGGAGUCAGGAAUUGGAUUCGCAUGCAACUCAGAUGGAAGUGUGUCCAUAUGAUCCAAACCACACAGUCCCGCGGGACAGGAUGGAGAAACACAAAGCCUCCUGUCAGCUCAGUAAGAUGGGAUACUCCAAAGAGGAACAGGCUGAAAUGUUUGAUCCUUCAGUGUAUUAUGAGAAUGCUAACAUUCCUUCAGUUAACAUGGACAAAGAUACAUUUCAUCAAGUGAUUCUGCAGACCCGGGAAAACGCCCCUCAUAUGAAAUCUACAGGACUUCACACACAAAGUGACACAUCUUCAGAUCUCCCUGACGUACCUCAGAAUCAUAAGCGGGCAUUAUGUGACCUCACUGUGGCAGACCGAUUGGCCAUCUAUGAUCAUGUGAUACAACAAGCCAGUCAGCAGAGUGCAAAGAGAGAAUCCAACGAGGAUCUUUAUGUAGAUCUUGUUGCAAAGCUUAAAAAAGAAGAGCAGAGUGGGCCAAAGUCUCAUCUGGAGGUCUUGGCUGAGAUGAGGGACUACAGGAGGCGCAGACAGUCUUACAGAGCGAAAAAUGUUCACAUCACCAAGAAGUCUUACACUGAGGUAAUUCGGGAGGUGAUUGACAUCCACUCUGGAGAACUAGGCAGGAUUUGGCAGGAAGUGAAGGAUGAGGAGUUCAAAGCAUCACAGCAGUCAUCUCACAGAGGGGCAUCUGAGAGAGGUCGCUCUGCAUCCGUCGAGUCACGUGAGUCUCAUGUCAGCUCCCGAGAUGAGAAUGGGCACAAACGGCACCACAAACACAGCCAUAGUCGCAAGCGUAGUCGGGAGAGGAAAAACAAAAGUAGCAGAGAUUCACACUCUCCAGACGUGGAGAGACAUCAUAAGAAAAAGAAGAAGAAAAACAAGUCUUGAAGUUGAAAUCUUGAAGCCUAAUUUAACAAAUCAGGAAUUAGUUUAGUUUAUUAGUUUAGAUUUCAGAUAUUCUGAGCUUCAGUGCUUUCUCCUGUUUUGUUUUUUGGAUGGUAUGCUACAUUAAGUUUGCUUAAGAUUGCUAUAAUAAAAUAUUACAAAUA